UGUUUGUAUAAAAGCAUGGCUGGUACAUUGCGAUUAUGUCAUCCUCAGCCUCGUCUCCCACCAGGCUGAACAAACGCUUUCUCUCCGGCUUCUGAUAACGCAACGCCAGCACUCCAGGAAUCCGCCAUCAGAGUAAAGAGCACUGUGUGACUCAGCUGCUAUGAUCCCGUCUUCCGCAUCAUGAGCUCCCGCUUUGCACGGCUCCCGGGCCGCUUCUUCAGCCAGUUCUAUGGCCAUCCCGCUCGCCUCCUCGGCACCACCAUAAAGACCUUCUUCCUCGCGCACGUCAUAUGGGAUUACGGCUACGAAGCGGCGGCGACAGCGGGUAGCUCCAUGCUGCCGACCUUCGAGACGAUAGGUGACUGGGUGAUAUCGUCGAAGUCGUACCGGCGGGGCCGCAGCGUGGUGGUCGGGGACCUGGUCACGUUCCGCUCGGUCUAUGAGCCGGGGACGAAAGUUAUCAAGAGGGUGAUCGGGUUGGAGGGUGAUUAUGUCUUGGCAUAUACGCCGGAGAGUGGGAACGAUACGAUGAUCCAGGUGCCCAAGGGUCAUUGCUGGGUUACGGGGGAUAAUCUGGACCAAUCGUUGGAUUCAAGGGCAUGGGGUCCUAUGCCGAUGGGGCUGAUCAGGGGAAAGGUGAUUGCGAAGGUAUUGCCAUGGAGGGAACGCCGGUGGGUCGAGAAUGAGCUGCGACCUCGCUCAGAAUGACCGUGUUUUUUUAUCUGGGUGUAUACUAUGGGUUGAACGUGCCACGAGCCGAGACUAUUUAGCAAUCCGAAAGAUGUAAAUAUAGAAAUCAUGCAAACAAUUCACCAACGCC
Molecule: messenger RNA, 820 nt
Organism: Pseudogymnoascus destructans
Lineage: Eukaryota; Fungi; Ascomycota; Leotiomycetes; Thelebolales; Thelebolaceae
Exons: 2
Coding region: 181-708 (175 amino acids)
Cellular component (GO): mitochondrial inner membrane peptidase complex; membrane
Molecular function (GO): serine-type endopeptidase activity
Source: RefSeq, a predicted model, not a curated record